AUGAUUGUGAUUGGUGAUGAUACUGCAAAAAUCGAGGAACUGCAGAAGCGUUUAGCAUUUGAAUUUGAGAUGAAAGAUUUGGGCUGUCUGAAAUAUUUUCUAAGGGUGGAAGUCACUCGAUCUAAACAUGGCUUAUUUCUUUCACAAAGGAAGUAUGUCAUGUACCCGUUAGCAGAUACUGGAAUGCUUGACUGUAAACCAGCUGAUACACCUAUUGUUGAGAAUCAUAAUCUUGGUGUUUAUGUGGAUAAGGUCCCAACUAACCAAGAAAGAUACCAAAGGUUGGUUGGGAGAUUUAUUUAUUUAUCAUUGACACGCCCUGAUAUUGCCUAUGCGGUAAGCGUUGCUAGCCAAUUUAUGCAUUCCCGUAAUGAUGAUCGUAUGGCUGCUGCGAUGCGUAUUCUAAGUUACUUAAAGUUUGCUCCUGGGAGAGGUUUAUUAUUUAAGAAAAAUGGCCACUUGGAUCUAGAAGGUUGCACUAAUGCUGAUUAUGCAGGGAAUAUUACAUAUAGACAUUCUACAGCAGGUUACUUCACAUUUGUUGGUGGUAACUUAGUUACAUGGCGUAGCAAGAAGCAAAACGUUGUGUCUUGGUCCUCUGCAAAGUCUGAGUACAGAGGGAUUACCCAAGGGGUUUGUGAAAUACUGUAG
Messenger RNA from Prunus armeniaca (apricot), 651 nucleotides. The record is from the annotation of a GenBank genome assembly. Lineage: Eukaryota; Viridiplantae; Streptophyta; Magnoliopsida; Rosales; Rosaceae.